UGCGUCUUUAAGAGUGGGGGCGUGGCUCAUCUUUGUGUGGAUGUGCGGCGGCGCAGCGUCUCGCUGCUCGUGUGAAAACGAAAAGAAGUGAAGGUGAAAACCAUGGCAGCUCCAUUCAGAUCACUGGUGGAAGAUUAUCCAAGAUACCUCCGAUCCUUUGAGCUUUUUCUGGAGCGCUCAUCAGAGCACCAGUGCAUGCAGGACUUCAUUCAUAAUAUGCUACCAGACAUACUGGCAAGUAUUGGAGGCGGGAGAUCCGUUUUCAAUGUAAUGGGAGUAGGGAGUGGAGCAGGUGAGAUUGAUCUAGAGAUGCUAGCUCAACUACACCUGAAACAUCCACGUGCCAGAGUCGACAAUGAAGUGGUGGAACCAAGCAAUGAAAUGAUGCACAAAUAUAAAGUUCGAGUGUCAACAACUCCAAAUCUUGAUCAUAUAAACUUUACUUGGAAUAAGAUGACGGCAUCUGAAUUCGAAAAACACUGGCAGGAAAACAACCCUGGGAAAAAAAUGGACUUCAUUCACAUGAUACAGAUGCUGUACUACGUCAAAGAUCCAGAGGCCACUGUCUCUUUUUUUCGGAGUCUUUUACACAAAGAUGGGAAACUCUUAAUCAUUCUGGUGUCAGGUGAGAGUGGAUGGGGAAAAUUAUGGACAACCUUUAAAGAACAACUCUGUAGUCCUGAGCUCACUCAGUGUGUUACUACAGGAGAUAUAAAGACCUUCUUACAUACUGAGAGCAUCCCCUACCGGAACUAUGAGCUUCUGUCCCAGAUGGACAUCACAGAGUGCUUUACUGAGGGGGACCAGGUGGGAGAACUGCUGCUGGAUUUCCUUACAGAGGUCAUAGAGUUCAGUAAGAACGCUCCUGAAGACCUGAAGAAAGGAGUUCUGGACUUGCUGAGACAUCCUGACUGCAGCAAAGAGGUGGAUGGAAGGAUCAUAUUCAACAACAACCUGGGAGUCUUGGUGGUUGAGCCGUAGCUCCAAGACUUGGUUGUAUCUCACCUGCAAACGAAUAUAUAAUGGUCCUCAACCUUUCCAAAGCUCCUCAUUGUCUACACUGUCAUUAAAAGGCCCCUUGAUUUUUAAAAAAUGCUCUUAAUUUACUCCUAAUUAUUAAGAAUAAUGAAUCUUAAAAAAUGUAAAUCUUUUAAAAUAAUUUAUACAUGGAGUAAGAUUUUUAUUCAUUUAAUAUGACAUUUCUAUAUUUAUAUGACAAGUCUAGAAAUCACACUUUAAAAUUAGCCUACCUCACAUAUUACUUUAAACCCUCUAAAAAGAUAUAUUUCUAAAAAAAAAAAUUAACUGAGGUGUUGAGGUAGUAAAUUAAACUAAGAAAUAUAUAAUUUUUUAGUUAUUUUGUCUUAUUUUAAAUCGUGUUUUGCCCUCCUGGUUGAGAAUAAAUGGUUAAGGAAAUACAGAACAUCAGUAUUUUAACAUAGUAAGAAUCAUAACAAUAACAUAUAUUUUAAUAAAUCUUUUCGAGAGCCUUCGAGAAACUAUGGUUUUCUUUUUCGAGGUAAUUAUUGUUCCGAAGAAUUUAAUAUUAUAACAUGACGUUGUUAUCUGUGAACAAACGGGAAAAGGAAGACCAUGGAGAACAAUGCUGAGUUUAUAUUGCAUCACGAUCAAACAAAACCAGUUAACUAAAGGCCUGUGUAGGUGACGGGUCGUGAAGAGACCUUGUAGCACAAACUCCAGUAUGAACAACUCUGUACAUACUUUGUAAAAAUAGUCUAAGCAGCAAAGUACAACUUGAGAUUAUAUUGUUUGGUGACUGGUUGUGUUGUUAUGACCCUACACCUUAUUUAGUUUAGGACAGAUGUUUAACUAGACAGGACAAAGGUUGGAUAGAUACAUUUGAAGGUUAAUAAUACACGUACCUGAUUUGAUUACAGAGUGUAGAGGGCUUGUUAAUAGCCUGCCUCCCCCUGAUAGCACAUGUACAUCACAGAGACGUCUGUUUGACUUUUGCAUCUGCAAGACUUAUUUUUUGGGUGUAUGCUCAUCUGAAAUAUGUCUAUAGGAUGCUUCUAUCAGAUGUCAAAUAGACAUUUAUUAGAAUGUAUGUAAACUCACGUCUUAAAAACAUCUGUAACAUGUCUGUAUAAAUUAGAUGCUUUCCAGAUCAAUAAUCUUGAACAUAGGCUGCAUACAUGUGCUAUCUGGGUCCAUUUGUGUUUGCUUACGGUAGCAUUAAAGACUUGAAUAUUGUCUUGUGUCUAUUAACAUUUCUGUAUAUCUGUCCGACAAUAAAACGAAGCAUUAACCUGA
Molecule: messenger RNA, 2274 nt
Organism: Puntigrus tetrazona (Sumatra barb)
Lineage: Eukaryota; Metazoa; Chordata; Actinopteri; Cypriniformes; Cyprinidae
Gene: hnmt
Product: histamine N-methyltransferase
Exons: 7
Coding region: 103-981 (292 amino acids)
Molecular function (GO): N-methyltransferase activity
Source: RefSeq, a predicted model, not a curated record